AUGAAAAGUGCCAUUUAAGUAGCAUUGAAUAAUAUUUCAAAACCGAAACUUGGAAUUGAGAUUACAUCUUAUAUGUAAAAUGUGUUAAGAUUUCGAGGAUUGCUUUAACCUUAAAUAGAGACAAUUUUUAAGCAGUUUAGAAAAGAGAUUAAUUAACUAAAUGAUAAUGAAAAGUAUGAUUUGGCUGAUUCUUUAAUGAAAGAAUAAUUUGGUGAAGAUAAAAGAUUUGGAUUGAUGGUGGCAGAGAAAAUAAGAUUUGAUUAUACAAAGAUUAAGAAGACUGAAGAAUGGUUCUUAGAAGGUUUUAUAAAGGAUUGGGGAACUUCUGAUAUAUAUUGUAGUAGAGUUUUAAAAAAUUUUGUUUAGGAUAAAUAGAAUGCAAAAUUAAUGAUUGAAUGGUCAAAAAGUAAUAAUUUAUGGAUGAGAAGAUCUAGUUGUGUAGGAUUUAUAUUUUUAGUAAAUAAAAAUAAAUGUGAUUUAAAUAUGUUAUUUGAUAUUUGUUAAGAAAAUAUAAUUCAUUAAGAAAGAUUUAAUUAAUUAGGAACUGGUUGGUUAUUAAGAGAAUUAUCAUAGGUGGAUCUGAAAUAAGUAAUUUAGUUUAUAGAGAGAAAUUUAUAAUAUUUUAGUAGUGAAGGAUUAAGAUAUGCAUAUGAAAAAAUGAAAGAAUGUGAAUAGGAUUAUUUAAGAGAAUUACUCAAGUAAUAUAAGAAAUAAAAGAAAGGAUUGAAAGAAAAUAUAUGA
Messenger RNA from Paramecium sonneborni, 741 nucleotides. The record is from the annotation of a GenBank genome assembly. Lineage: Eukaryota; Ciliophora; Oligohymenophorea; Peniculida; Parameciidae.